This is a messenger RNA of Mycena citricolor, 213 nucleotides long. NCBI's taxonomy places the organism in Eukaryota, Fungi, Basidiomycota, Agaricomycetes, Agaricales, Mycenaceae. The record is from the annotation of a GenBank genome assembly.
AUGACAGACAUAUUGACAGACAUGGGUUUAUAUGCAACUGACUCAAAUGUCAUUGCAUGGGAAGAAAAAGACCGACGCGCGCUGUCUGCCAUCAGACUUCGCGUGGCAGAUGGGCCGCUGAUUUACAUCACAGACGCUGUAACAUCUAAAAGUGCAUGGGACACGCUGAUGGACACGUAUAAGGUUGACCAGAUGGGACAUGGAUUGUUUUGA